Lates calcarifer (barramundi perch) is the source of this 6142-nucleotide messenger RNA. It is a transcript of the gene foxo6b, whose product is annotated as forkhead box O6 b. Lineage: Eukaryota; Metazoa; Chordata; Actinopteri; Centropomidae. Gene Ontology annotation, molecular function: RNA polymerase II cis-regulatory region sequence-specific DNA binding; DNA-binding transcription factor activity, RNA polymerase II-specific. Gene Ontology annotation, biological process: regulation of transcription by RNA polymerase II. The record is from RefSeq and is a predicted model, not a curated record. Gene Ontology annotation, cellular component: nucleus.
ACUUUAGGGGGGCGCUCACGACCUCAGUAUCUCUAUAAGCCUAGCCAAGGCUCUGCAGAAAGUAUUCAUUACUUUUAUAUAUGGAUUUACUCCUAGUUAUUUGCAGCUGUAUGAGGUGUCUUACUCAUUGAUUACUACAUUAGAAAACACAUAAAUGUUGACUAAAGGUCAGCGUAAAUUAUAAAAACUAUAAAUCAAGGCUGCCUCUUAUGAAGCUGUAGGCUGCCUCAUCAACCUGAACUACACUGAAACACCAUGUAUAGCCCUCAUACAUUCACAGAUGAAAAGUAUCGCUUCUUUCUGUUGGAGUUAAAAACUCAGGCAAAAUUUUGAGCAUUAAAACACUGAAAGUGAGGACUUGUAGCCAUUGAUUUGAUGCACAAGCUACUGCUAAUUAGGUUAUAAAAUAAUAAUAAUAAUAAAGCCUGAAAAGUUAUCUGUAAUUAGAAAUAUCUGGAUUCAGACUCAUGAUGACUGUCACGUGAAAAAAACUGGAUAAAAGCAUCUGUAGAAGUAUGUGGCUGACUCUGAAUAUGCUGUAUGAAACUGUAUUGUAUUGUUGGGAGUAUCACUCCCACCACACACACACACACACGCACACACACACACCCUCCUCCUCCUCUGGAAACCUGUUCUGGAGGGAGUGACUUGAUCCAGGCGGCGUCCAAUUAUAUGGAAGCAGCACUUAUUCCACUUUAUUUCAGGCUACAGUUAAGUGGCUUGAAGCCUUCAGAGACACACGGGCUCGUAGUAUGAAGGGCAGAGCAAUAGGCAGAGAGACGAUACCCAUGUGACAUGUGGACAGAAAGCUAUAGACAAAGGUAGAAAUAUCUACUAUAGCAAGUGAAGCGUCUGGCAGCGCUCAGAGGAGACUCCGAGGAUGCUCCAAAUCAAAUCCACGAGGGGCUUUUUUUCUCGUCUGGAAAUUCACGACUUCAUAUAAAUGAUUCAUUAGAGCCUGUUUCUAUUUCUAUGGGAGUAAUUGCGCUCGCAGUGAGUUUCAGCUGAAGCCGGUCACCAACCAGUCAACAGAGAGACGGUAGUAAAAAAGCCUGGGGAAAAUUCUAAAGUCAAUUCAUUUGGGGAGUUUGAUAAGCGUUCCUUUUUAACCUGCACUGGACCUCAUCUGUCAAAAGGAUCAACUGUUGCUGCAGCCGGAGCGAGCACAGAGACAUUCUCCAAGUGUGUCUGGCUUUCAUAAUGGAUGUUUGACCGUCACUUGGUCCUGUAUGCAGCCACACAGCCGGUGUUGUGCAAUUAACAUGGAAGAGAGACUGAUACUGUUGUUGAUGCCUCGGAUACACCUUCAUCUGUCCUGAUGUGAUGCCACAUUGUUGCACUGAGGAGAAUGAUAAUAUCCCACACCGCUGCCGGCUUUUUCAUACUGGUUGAUCAUCUCUUGACCUUGCCCGGUUUUGACAUCUAUUCAGCGGGAGAUCAACAUGCUGAUGAUGAUGGAGAACAGCGGUAUGGAUGCGCAUCAGGUUGAUAUCGAUUCGGAAUUUGAGCCUCACAGUCGGUCGCGGUCGUGCACCUGGCCGCUGCCGUGUCCGGAGGAUUUCCCCGGGGGAGAAGAGGCGAGCCGGGGUCUGGCCCUGGCAUCGGUCAAAGUGGAGCAGUACAACGUGCCCGCAUGCCGGGCCGAGAGAAAAGGCGGCGCGCCGGCGGAGAUCAAGCACCCAGCCGGCGCCCCAGCCCCGGUCGUGGCCGCCCCUGCUUGCAUGUCCGGGGCUGCGCUCGACGUGGCCGGCCAGCUGCGCAAAGCCAAGUCCUCCCGGCGGAACGCGUGGGGAAACCUGUCGUAUGCAGACCUCAUCACCCGUGCCAUCGAGAGCGCCCCGGAAAAGAGACUCACCCUGUCCCAAAUUUAUGACUGGAUGGUUCGCUUUGUUCCUUAUUUCAAGGAUAAAGGCGACAGCAACAGUUCAGCCGGAUGGAAGAACUCAAUCAGACACAAUCUGUCCCUGCACAGCCGCUUCAUACGGGUGCAAAAUGAAGGGACGGGGAAGAGUUCCUGGUGGAUGCUGAAUCCGGAGGGUGGGAAGAUGGGAAAGGGACCACGACGACGCGCGGCCUCUAUAGACAACGGUACUCGCUACCUGAAAACCAAGGGUCGCAUCAGCCGGAAGAGAGCAGGCGCUAUAGGCCUUGGACGGGGUCAAGGUCAGGGGGGUGGACCUGCAUUGCAAGGCUCCCCAGAGCAUGGCAGUCCAGCAGGGAAAGGAGGUGUGGGCAUGGGGAGUGAGGAGUACGACACCUGGACGGAUCUCCAUUCCCGCACCUCCUCCUCUGCCUCCACACUUAGCGGCUGCUUGUCACCGAUUCUGGCUGAGGCGGAGGCUGACGAACCAGAGGAGGGCGGACUGUCCUGUUCAGCCUCCCCUCGACUGUACCCCAGUCCCACCAGCACCCGUUCCCCAGCCCUGGGCACUGGGGGCCACUGCCCCACUGUGGAACUGCCCCAGCUGACUGACCUGACUGGGGCAAUCAGUCUAGAUGAGAGUGGCUACCCCCAGCCACCGCAAAUCAAAUGCAAUGGUUAUCCCUAUGUGCCUGGGCCCAAGGCAGAGGGCUCCUACUGUGGGCCCAUAUAUGGACAGCCUUCCAUGGGCAUGCUCCGGCACCACACUCCCAUGGAGACCAUCCAGGAGAACAAGCCAGUCAGCUUCCAGCGCCCAAUGAGGGGCUACUCAGAGAACAACGCCCUGCAGAGCCUGCUUACCGGUGGUCCUUCAUACUGCAACAAAGACACAGUGCUGGGCCAGGGACGGGAAACACACACACUAAUAACACAGGGAACCAAUGGCGUUCACAGCCAGCACAACCACAAUCAGAAUCGCAGCCACAAUCACAGCCACAAUCACAGCCAAGAGCAUGCCCACAAUCCCAGUCUACACAAUGGCCACGGCUCAGUCCAUGACCAGAACACAACCCACCAUCAGAACCAUAAUCAGGGUCACAAACACCAAGCCAGCCUCGACUACAGUCACAGCCACAAGCCCCACCCUUCCCAUGAAUAUGGUCCUAGUCACGAGCAUGGUCACAGUAACAAAGUAACCCCCAGCCACGAUCACAACCCUCGCUCCAGCCAGAGUCACAUGCACAGCCACAACCCCCAUAACCCUAUGCACAGCGGGCCUCACCCACAGGCCCUCUCCCCACGGGUGAGCACUGACAUCCUGCAGCCCUACAGCCUCAAAACCUCUAACCACUAUGGGCCCCGCCCCCACCUCCCAACAUCGCCAUCCCUGCCGCCCAACCCUGCAGGGGUCAUGGACGUUCCCCAGGACCCCUGUCGCCUGGCGUCCGCGCCUCAUCCCCGUCACCAGCCUUACCCAGGAGCUCACCAUCAGGGUAUGACCGACUCCUGGCACGGCUACUACCACAACAACCACCAGCCGGGAAACACUGGUUACCAGGGGCAACAGCACAACUCCCACAGUAGAAUGGCUGCGAAGCUGGAAAUGGAAACCAUAUCUAAUAGCCUGGACUGUGAUGUAGACUCCAUCCUGCUCAAUGACUUUAUGGAAACAGAGAGCAUGGACUUCAACUUUGAUGGCUCUCUGUCCCAGGGUGUGGGCAUGGGGAUGGGCGUGAGCCUAGGGGCAUUUGCUUGCCCUCCACCGGCACACAGCAACCAGAGCUGGGUGCCGGGGUGAACCCAAGUCCAAGGGUUUGGAUAGACACAUGACCGCAAAGCUCACCCACUGGGCCAGGCUGCUGGUGGGCUGUAACCUUGGACUGACUGACUGUGAUUCUGUUUCUAUGAGACUGUAGAGCAAAAUAUGUAUUGUCAUUUUGUUUCCUGGGGACUCCCUACACCCCCAUCCUACUCUUCCUCUCUUUCCCCCCUGUAAAGCCUUCUGUCUCCAAAUUGAACCUGCCCUCAAUGAGCCCACUGCUAAAGACCCCGUUGUUCUUGCCCCUCAGUUUUUUUUGUUCUGUUCUGCCUGUCCUAAGCUCUCAAGCACUUUACAUCCAUCCUUUCAUACAGAUGCAGUAACACAAAGACCAGGCAAAGUCACGUUGUGUGUUGGCUUAAGUUUAAUGUAUGCAAUCCACUUUUACAGUAUUAUCUCCUCCUACAAAGGAGGUGUUGUUUUUGACUUUGGGAACAUGAUCAAACAGCUGCAUAAAUAUCAUUCAGCGUAGAGGUGCUCUCAGAUUGGGGGUUAAAAGGCAGGGGAGGCUUUUUGAGGAUGAAGUAAAGAAAAGGAGGUUUUAAGAAGAAGAAGUAAAGAAGCAAAGGAAUGGAGGGAUAGAAAGGAAGGGAACUCCAGGGUCAGUGUGACUUCUCUCCCUGGUGGACAGUGGUGUUUCCUGUUCGUUUCAGUGCAGGAGGACAGUCAUCCAUCAGGCAACCAUCAGCACCACUCCAUUGAAAUGCAACGUCCCUUCUUUAAUCUCCAAAGUAAUGCCAGAGUGAUGCAUCACUAUUGCAAAUCUAAUGCGCCACUCUGUGUUUUUUCAACCCCCCCUUCAGCUCCGGACACACCAGCUUAAUGUGUUUUGGCGAAAGUGAUGAUUAAAGUCACUCUGCACUAAAUGGGGGAGGGAUUGAAAGGGGUGGUGAUGGGGAGGGGGGGGGGCAUUGAGGGGGAGAUGAUAGGAGAGGAGAAAUGCAAAUAUUCCCUCUGUGCCUCUUCCUCUCCAUUUUGUGGAUUUAUGUAGCUUUCCCCAUAAUGAAAUAAGCAACGAUCAGAGCCUGCUGUACAUCCUGAGGAGCUCUCUGAUUGGCCUGUGCUGGGCUGCCUCAGCAUGGCUCCUUCACCGGCUGACCCCAGAACAGCUUAGUGAGCAGCAGUGGUCAGGCCAGGAUGUUGAUGGAGCUGCCGUCCUCAGACCCCAGGCAACCUUGUCUAAUUCACUAACACCCAGGUUCAAGCCCCACUAUGUGCUUUUACUCCUGCAAAUUGCACACUGAUGAACAACGUCAGCAGAUUACUAUUUGGUGCUAUCUCCUCUUCCCAGGCUCCCUCCUAUCGCGCCGCCCCAUCCCGAGGUUACUCGGAGGGUAAACAAGAGUAAUUAACCGCCAAACAAGAUGGAUGAUUUAUGCAAGUGUGUGUAUUCGCUCAUUGGCACAAAGUCAUAAUUCUUCCCCCCGCCAAGCUCAAGGAGGGCGAUUUUUGAGAGGUGGUGUCCAGCAACAAGGUAAAACGGCUGGCAAGUGGUGUGCUUACAGUGUCCUUCAAGCAUCCCCUUUUCAAGCAUUCCCCACCCCAUCCUGACCAUAGCUUUACUUUGCUGUUGUCUUUUCUUGUGCUUGUUCCGUGAUUGUGCAGUUGUCUGUCCUGUUUCAAUACAACGUGGAUAGGAGCUUUCGUGUGCGUUUUAUUUUUCUUCGUUCCCGGAGGGAAAACAGGCAAAAGGGGACAAUCGCCAAACCUUGUCCUGGCACCUGUCCCACUCAAGACAGAGAGAAUAGGAACAAGAGAGAGAAGAAAGGUAGACAGAUACGGCAAGAGACUGAAUGGGAGGGAAGCUAGAUGAGUGGGCAGUAUCUGUGAGACUGGGAGAGAUUUUCCAGCUCGGUAGCUUUCUGUAGAAUUGGCUGUUUGAAUCAGGCCAAAUGUCAAGUGCUACUCAGCCAGCUCCAGCGAGCUUUGACCAGAAAGCCACUUCUCCCUCCUGAUCAAGGACAAUGACGGGUAUUUCCAUACACAUUUCUUUUGCUUUCUUCUUUCCUUUUCAUGAGUUAAGAUGGCCCAUUGUUGUAACCCAACUGUAAUUUGUUCUCUGGCCUGUGUGCAUUUGUGUGUCAAGCUUCUCGUGGGUGUGCGGGCGUGUGUGCACGUGUGCGUGUAGCGCAGUGAUGUACAAGAACUGAUUAAGGGAAUAUUGUUGAGAACUAACUUGCCCUGGUAUUGUCCAUGCCUGGCUGAGUGCAGCAUACAUAAUAUAUACAGUUUAUAUUUAUUGGUUAGGGAGAUGGGUCUAUGGAGGACCGCUCAGACCCGUCACUGCUUUGUCUCCUUGAUGACAAAGAGGCAGAAUGCUAUUUCAGUUUGACUACAUUCAUUCUGUACAUAAUCUAUAUUGAGAAAAUUGUAUUAUAAUUUUUUUGAAAAUAUCAAUUUCUUUUCUAAAAUGAUGUAUCUGCUCAUCUGGUGACCGUAAAAUAAAAACAAAUAAGAACAUA